AUGACACUGAUGCUACACCCUAUGUACCAGCCUGCCAGGACCCAGCCUCAUCCUGCCUCAGACCCCAUCCUGCCUCAGACCCCAUCCUGCCUCAGACCCAGCCCCAUCCUGCCUCAGACCCAGCCCCAUCCUGCCUCAGACCCAGCCAUCCACAACCACAUCAAAGCCUGUCUAAGAAGUCAGAGCUUCAAGCUGAACGUGGACAGUUCACUGUUCCCUGAAAGACUGUGUACUAAUACGUUGUGUCUGGUUCUACAGAGCUUCAAGCUGAACGUGGACAGUCACUGUUCCCUGAAAGACUGGAGCUUCAAGCUGAACGUGGACAGUCUACUGUUCCCUGACAGAGAACUGGUGUCACUGGUGGAGUUGCUGCAGAGCCACCAUGAGGCCCAGAGGGAUGCCCUGGACGAGCUGAGCCUGAAGCUGAAGAGCCAGCAGUUCUGCACUGGCACCAACAGGAGGACUGGGAGGGAGUACACACAGAUGUCCAAGAACAACAGUCUGCAAGAGUUUGAGUCAGACUUCCAGGAGCUCUGGGAUUGGCUUAUGGACAUGGACUCGGUGGUGACGGACAGCUACAAGCUGAUGAUGUCAGAGGAGCAACAGCAGUAUCUCUACAAGGGGAACAGUGUAGAGAUGAGUAUGUGGCACCCUAAGAAGACACACCUCCUGGGCUGGGCCGAGAGCCUGCGGAGGAGCGGAGCACAGCUCCCCCCGGACUUUGACGAGCGAGUCAAUGCCAUGACACAGAAGUGGGACCAGCUGCAGAAGAUCCUGGGGGAGUCGGUGGGGAGCACCAGUCGGUCCCAGGAGCCUCGCUCUGCCCUGUCCCCCCACACCAGCAGCCUGCUGGGCCAGCUGGAAAGCAGGAUCAAGGAUUUGAAGGUGUGGCUGAGAGACACCGAGCUCUACAUCUUCAACUCCUGUCUGAGACACGACACAGAGCAGGACCUCCGGGUUUCCACCCAGCUGCAGCACUUCAAGGUAGAGACUGGCCACUGCACAAGAUCCUGGGGGAGUCUGUGGGGAGCACCAGCCCAUCCCAGGACCCUCGCUCUGCCCUGUCCCCUCAUACCGCAGCCUGCUGGGCCGGCUGGAGGGCAGGAUCAAGGAUCUGAAGUGUGGCUGAGAGACACAGAGCUGUUCAUCUUCAACUCCUGUCUGAGGCAGGAAGCAGAGCAGGACCUGCAGGCCUCCACCCAGCUGCAGCACUUCAAGUCUCUGUGUCUGGAGGUACGUGGAAGGCGUAAGGGCGUGUCCUCUGUACUGAGGUUGUGCCAGCGGCUGCAGGAGCAGCAGAGUGGUUCAGACUCAGACCAACAGGCCCUGCAGCUUCAGCUGCUCACCGUCAACCUGGAGCGCCGCUGGGAGGCCAUCGUCAUGCAGGUGCUGCAGUGGCAGACACGCCUCCGGAGGGCCCUGGGGACAGAUCAGGUCCCGGGGAACCUUGUAGAGGCUGGUCUCAUGGACCUCCACGGCCCAGCAGAGGACUCCUGGGAGUGGGAUGAAAUGGACAUGACCAUCGUGGAGCACAUAGAGCCACAGGAAUUUGAUGACAAACAAAACGCUGAUUGUGAUUCAGGUCCAGGAUCCCCCGGGGCCAGUUUAGACUAUGACAAGUCCGAGGCGAGCCUGCAUGUUACUCAGCGAGGAAUAUUCUUGAGCGAAUCGUCCAGAGUGAUGCCUCUGUCUUCUCAGCGUCCCAGUGUCUAUCAGGUGUACAACCUGCAUAAUGUGGAGCUCUACAGACAGCCUCAAUUCCCCUCUGUACACAAGACCUCUUCUCCAGCCAAAGCUGGGAGGAAGCAGCCUCUUCUGAAGAGCCUGAGCAAAGACUCCUCCUUCUCAUCUGUGGAGUCCUUGCCAGACCUCCUAGGGGGACUGCUCGGCGGGGGGAAGCAUGGGGGCCGCGGCGAGUCCGCCCGCAGAUCAGAGAGUGAGAGCGGGAUAGUCAGCGAGGGCGACACAGAGACCACGGCCAACUCCGAGAUCUGUCUGGAAGACCCCAGGAGAGGGGGCAGCACCUCCCUCACACCGCCCACAGGAGACAACUCUCCUGGGGAAAAGGACGAAGAGAGGGACAGGGUGUGUGAUGAGGACAUUGACAGGAUCCUGGAGCGGGCCAACAAUGUAGCUCUGUAUGGGAACUGUGUGGCUGUCACGGCACUGAGAGAGAUAGACAGAGACCAAAGUAGAUCCAAAGCAGGGAAGAAGAGGAGAGGAGGAGGAGAGGAGGGAUGUGGAGAAGGGGAGAACUGGAGGAGACACAGGAGAGAGCCUAAUGUGGAGAUCCUGAUCAACGGACAUGGCUUCUGCCCUGACACCGAGGAAGAUGAGACUCACGAUGAGAGGAGAGUGACAGGAGGGAAUGGCCGUAGAGACGGAGAGAUUCCCCAUCUGUCCCAGGGGUCGUCCCUGGAGUCCCUAUAUGCAGCGGGGGAGCUAUUUCCAUCCGGCAAAGACACUCUGCAGCGCUCCAUGUCUCUAGAGAGCUGGCUGGCCCCGUGUAAGAGCUGGGACAAGGCAGAGGGAGAGGGAGAUGGAGGCAGCCAGGGCAGCCUGAGGGAGCUGGGCCUGGGCAUCGGAGCCAUGGAGCCCACAGGGGAACUGAGCCGCAGGACUCUAGAGCUCCUCAAACGCCUGGAGAACAUCCAGACCCCUCUACACGACCUGAAAAUGACACGCAGCAUCUCUGACAUCACCCUGCUGAGCAGCAACUCCCUGCGCCUCCCGGGGGCCGGAUAUGGAUCUGGGGGGCCCGGGCACGCUGGGCGCCUCUCCGGGGGCCGGGGUGGUCCCCCCUCCUCAGUCAACGAGAGCUCGGCAGCGUCUCUGACGGAGCUGAGCAGCACGGAGGACUCGUCAGUGGGCUCUGAGGACCUGGCUGUGCUUAGGAACCGCUGCUGUCUGCUGGACUCCAAUGCCUCCUUCAGGAAGCACAACCACCGGGCCCAGCCGGGAGGUCAUCAUGGAGGUCACAGGGGUCACGACGAGGCGGACGCCAGCAUCAGCAUGGUGGUCAACGUGUCGUGCACCUCGGCCUGUACAGAUGACGAGGACGACAGUGACCUUCUGUCCAGUUCCACGCUGACCCUGACUGAGGAGGAGCUGGGUAUCAAGGAGGACGAGGAGGAGGACUCUUCAGUUACCUCUGAGGAGGAGUACACGGAGGGCUCCUUCGCCCUGGGCCUGGAGUACAUGAAGAACGAGUUCCACAACUGGAUCCAGAAGCCCUCCCGCUCCCAGCAGCAGUCCCAGUCCGGCUCCGGCAGAGACAAGAACCAAGGGGAUGACCCUCUAGGGGACGAGCUGCAGUGUGGCACCCUUUCCAGAGAUAACACUAGCAGGCCGUCUGUAUGCAACGAGCGCCGCUCCUUCCUGAGCCCCUCGGCGCUGAGGCUGCUUGAGUCCCACACCAACAGCAUCGUGAAAAAGGAGUGUCUCCAAGGGCGGGACGUGGGGGACACCAACAGGAAGAACGCCACAAGGAGCUACAUUAGCCAGUUUGUAGAUGACAUGGAGAACGGGAAUGUGGAAAACUCCCACAUCAAAGGAAAGGAUGAGGAUGAUGAGUUAUUACGAGAGGAGGGGAGCCUUUUCACCAAGAAAGGGGAGUCCUUCAAAAACUGUUAUGUGAACGAGUCAGUGGUGAAUGGAGGGGACCAGCAGAGGGGCAUGGGAAUGGCCACUGCCACCACGCCGUCCUCGUGUGAGACGCUGUCCCAGCUCCAGGCCAAAGAGUCAUCUCUGGAGGGCCAGCUCCGAGGGGAGAUCCCCUGCCACAGCUCCAGCCACCCUUCCCCCUCUCUCUCUCCCCUGGAGGACUGCCGGGGGUCCCACCAACACCACAUCCUGCAGAGACCACCACACUCUGGGAACAACAGCCAGGAGAACCUCUUCUCCUCCUUCCUCAGUGAUGUCCACACCCAGCAGAGCAGGCGAGAGGCCGGCUCCAACCUCGGCCCAGACCCCAACUCAGACCGCCCCUGCUGCAGCCACCCCCACCCCCAGGCACCCCCACGCCAGGACCAAAAGAGCCAGGAGAACGUGCACAACUUUGUGAUGGAGAUCAUUGACAUGGCUUCUGUGGUUCUGAAGAACAAGGAGAGCCAGGCGGAAGACCAAGAGAGACCUGGACAGACUGGAGCCCAGAUCAGGGACAAAGUCCUGGAGCACUCCCACCGGCCCAUUCACCUCCGCAAGGGAGACUUUUACUCCUAUCUGUCCCUCUCCUCCCACGACUCAGACUGUGGAGAGGUCAGCGUCUGCUUAGACAGCAAAAGCACCACCCCCUUACUGUCGACUACCCCAGACAUCCGGGACGAGGAGAUACUGUUCGAGGCCUGCACUGAGGAAGUGUACCUGGGACCUCCUCUCUGCUACAGCAUGGCCAUCACCAAGAGGCCCAGGAGGCACAGUCCCAAACUAAUGGACUCCUAUUCCUCCUCUCCCUCUGCCCAGAGUCAGAGCCAAGCACCUCUGCCUGCAUGCAAUGAAUACCAAAAAGCACAUGGUAUUUCUCCUGGAAGUAUAGCUGAGAGCCAGCUACAGUGCCAUAAUGAGGCUUCUUAUCUUAAUCCGUUACCAUGUGAAACCCUGAUAGACACUGUUGAAUGUUUUGCAGAUACUAAAAUGCUUGAAUCCAAUAUUUCCCCUGUAAUGACUAAGAUAAGAGUCUCUUGCUCCAGUACAAAUCCUUUAAAAGAGGAAGGCAGCCUCUGUAUUAAUCCUAAAAUUAACUGUCCCCCGAUAAGAAAGUGUGAUAGAGAUGAAAAAGGGCCUUCUUCACAGUGGAUGAAACAGAAGAGUGCCAGGAAAGGCCACAGCUCUCUUCAGGAAGUCAAGUCAACUCAUAAACAGCAACAGUCUCCAAGGUCAGGCGAAGGUUGUGGGGAGGUCGGGGGCCGGGGCCCCCAGGGUAGUGGCCCUGUCUCUGACGGCUCAUCUGCCUCAAAGACUGGAACCGCCAGGCCCCAGGUCAGGAGACUAUCAGGGAGUGUUUCCACAGCCACCUCCAAAACCCAGCUGUGAGAGAGGAGUGAAGUGCCUGUGUGCAGUGUCCAUCCUGGUGGUCUGUGGCCUGGGCUCUCUCCCCUGGUCCCCCUGUUCCCCUGGUGCAUGGCUCUGUCCAGACUGCUCUCCAGCUUCCUCCUCUUCCUCCUGGCUGCUGUAACGCUGACCCCUGACGUUUGACCCCCACCGUCCUUUGCUCCUCCAAUCCUGUCCCAGACUGGAACUGAGCUACCUCACUGCUCUGCCGACCACCAUGCAAACCCCACGUCCAUUUCUCACCAAACACACACACACUCACACACACACACACACACACACCACACAACACACACAACACACACACCACACACA
Messenger RNA from Salvelinus sp. IW2-2015, 5364 nucleotides. The record is from RefSeq and is a predicted model, not a curated record. Lineage: Eukaryota; Metazoa; Chordata; Actinopteri; Salmoniformes; Salmonidae.